Molecule: messenger RNA, 1179 nt
Organism: Hevea brasiliensis (rubber tree)
Lineage: Eukaryota; Viridiplantae; Streptophyta; Magnoliopsida; Malpighiales; Euphorbiaceae
Product: disease resistance protein RGA2
Exons: 3
Coding region: 1-1179 (392 amino acids)
Biological process (GO): defense response to fungus
Molecular function (GO): ADP binding
Source: RefSeq, a predicted model, not a curated record
AUGAAUGUUCAAAAUUACUUUGAGAAGAAGAUGUGGGUAUGUGUUUCUGAGGAAUCUGAUGAGAAAUUGCUAGUUAAGAAGAUCCUUGAAUGUGCAACUAAUGAUGCAGUGCCUAAUUUAGAACUAGAACAAAUGCAUAAUAGUCUUAAAAGGAAUUUAGAAGGGAAGAGGUGUUUGCUGGUCCUAGAUGAUGUAUGGAAUGAAGUUAAGGAAACAUGGGAUAGUUUGAAAGAUUACUUGUUAGUGCGUGCCCCAGGAAGUACAGUUUUAGUCACCACUCGUAGCACAAGAGUUGCAUCAACCAUGGGUGUGGAUAUCCCAUAUGUUUUGCAGGGUCUAACAGAAAAUGAAGCUUGGGAUUUAUUUAAAAAACUAGCAUUUGGAGAGGGGCGUGGUGUAGCGAAUCCUAACCUAAUAAAAACUGGAAAAGAGAUGGUAAAGAAAUGUAAAGGAGUUCCACUUGCAAUAAGGAGUUUAGGAAGCCUCAUGCAUUUGAAAACUGAAGAGAAAUUGCCAAGAGAUAUCAAAAAAUUGAUCAGGCUUUGGUGCCUCAUGAUUGAUGGAUGUGAGAAUCUACGAUGCAUGCCAAUUGGAUUGGGAAAACUAACUUGUUUGCGUCAACUAUCAGAUUUUGUGGUGGCAUGGGAUAAAGGCUCUUCAAGGGCUGUGCUAAAUGAAGUGAAUGGCCUAAACCAACUUAGGGGAAGGAUCGUACUCCGAAACCUUGAAAAAGUGGAAAAUGUUGAGCUACAGUCCAAGCAAGUGAAUUUAAGGGAAAAUAAACACCUUCAGUCUUUGGUGUUAUGUUGGGCAAAGCUUCCUUCUCUUUUGGCUGUGGAUGAGGGCCCUUCUGAUAUUAUUGAAGUCGAAAAGAGUGAAUUAUUGUUAGAAAAGCUUGAGCCUCAUCCAAAUUUACAACACUUGACUGUGGAACAUUUCAAGGAUGAGGUGCCUUGCUUUUGGGCAUCGCCAUCAAUUACAUUUUUCCCGUCACUGCAAGAGAUUCAACUCAAACAUUGCACUAGUUUGAGAGGAUGGUGGAGGAGGAAUGGAGUUGAACUUGCCUUGUCUUUCAAAAUUGAUAAUGAAGAAUUGCAAAGAUUUCACUUUCAUGCCCCUGUUUCCAUCUCUCCAUCAAGAGCUCCGCUAGGAACAUGCCAAAGCAAGGUUGCUACGUGA